CGUUUUGUAGUCUCAAAUUGUACUCUCUCCAUCCAUAAGGAAGCUUUAUUAACUUGUAAUUGCAACCGUUAGACAGGAUGAGGUACUAUGCUUCUGGCUUCUGUCUAUGGCUUCCCUCAACAUUACUCUUCCGCCAUUAAAACCCAUUUCAUUUUCUCUCUUCUCUCUCUCUCAAUUCCAUGGCCGAACACUCCCACACCAUCAUUCUUCAAUACCCACGUCUUCUCUUCCUAUUCUACCACACGGCCAAAUCCAAUUUUUGAAAUUCAAAACUCCCAAAAUCACCUGCACUUUCUCUUUGAUUCCCACCACUUCUGGGAUUCCCAUUGUUGAAGAUGAUGAAAGUGGGUUUAUAGUUGUAAACUUUUAUCACUUUGUUUAUAUUGAAGACCCUGAAUUUGAAGUUUCCAAGCAUUUAUCCGUUUUAGAGGAGCUUGAUAUACAUGGACGGAUAUAUAUCAAUGAACAAGGUGUUAAUGCACAGUUUAGUGGACCAUCAAAAGAUGCUAUGUCGUAUGUGAAAUGGCUUAGACAUGACCAAAGAUUCACUGAUAUUUUGGUCCAAAUUUCUCCUUCUAGUGGACAUGCAUUUCCAAGGUUGAAAAUGCGUUACAAGCCUUCACUAGUUCAGUUUGAUUUAGGAGCUCAAGAUCUUCCACUCCUUGAUCCCUCAAUGCGUGCAGAACCUCUAUCACCAUCUGAAUGGAGGGCUAGGUUAAAGUCACUAGAUAGCAAUCAUGACAAAGCAAAUGACGAUCACAAGAGUUGCAUUUUGUUGGAUGUGAGAAAUGGUUAUGAAUGGGAUAUUGGUCACUUCCAGGGGGCUCAACGUCCUGAAGUUGACUGCUUUAGAACUACUUCUUUUGGGCUAUCAAACCUACAGGUGACUGAUUCAGAUCCUUUAGUGAAUGUUGAUAAAGAUAAAACAGAUAUUUUAAUGUAUUGUACUGGAGGAAUUCGCUGUGAUGUAUAUUCUACCAUCCUCAGACAAAAGGGUUUCAAGAACCUUUUCACUUUGAAGGGUGGUGUUUCAAAUUAUCUCAAGAAGGAAGGUCCAGAAAAAUGGGUUGGUAAUUUGUUUGUAUUUGAUUCUCGCCUCUCACUCCCACCAGCCACUUUCAAGCCUGGAGCCACAACCUCAAGUGGAAGUCAGGAAGCUCCAGCUAAUAGCAAAUUUGCUCGAUGUUACAUAUGUGGUUCACAAGUCAAUGAAUUAAGACAUCGGAAUUGUGCAAAUCUGGACUGCAACCUCCUUUUCCUUUGCUGCAGAAACUGUGUGGAAGGAUUAAGAGGUUGCUGCUGUUCAAAUUGUAAAACUGCUCCACGGCUAAGACCUGUUUUGUUUGGAAGCGUACGGUACCAAAAAUGGCAUCUUUAUCGAGAUAGUAAGGUUAGAGAAGAGAUUUCUUAGUUUAAAUCAGACAGCACUAACAUCUCUCUUUUUGCAUUUGAUUUUAUGUUAUCAUCUUCUAUGUUGAUGUGUAGCAGACUGAACUUUUAGAAAAUUCAAUGCAUUUGUGCCUUAUGUAAAUAUAUGUGAUGAGAAUGAAAUUCGAAGUCCAGGAUUUUGAUUAGGUUGAGUGAUAUAGUGGAUUAGUUAAACUGGCGCCUCCGCCUGUUACUCGAAGAAUAGCUGCCAUGGAAACACAAAUAAAGAAUCUGGAACAACAAAUUGUUGAUCAAAAUUCUCGAUUUGAUCCAAAAUUUGAUGAGAUGCUGAAGAUGUUGCAAGCGAUUCAAGCUGAGAAGGUUUCGGUUCCUUCUUUUGCUCCUUCUGAACCGUCCUCUCCUUCUUCAUCGUUUUUCGACAGCUUAAACAGGUCCAAUUCUACCAGGACCUUAGGUAUGAACCCUAAAUUGGAGUUUCCUAAAUUUAAUGGCAAUAAUCCACGAGUUUAGGUAAAGAAAUGUUGUAAGUACUUCAGUUUGUGUAAGAUAGCCGAUGAACAAAUAUUCGAUUUAGCUUCUUUGAACAUGACGGAUAAAGCUGAGAGUUGGAUGAUGAACUAUUUGUCUGUGAUGUUGUUGAACAAUUUAAUAGACUUCAGCAGCUUGGUUCAA
Molecule: messenger RNA, 2061 nt
Organism: Chenopodium quinoa (quinoa)
Lineage: Eukaryota; Viridiplantae; Streptophyta; Magnoliopsida; Caryophyllales; Amaranthaceae
Product: rhodanese-like domain-containing protein 8, chloroplastic
Exons: 8
Coding region: 107-1411 (434 amino acids)
Source: RefSeq, a predicted model, not a curated record